Rana temporaria (common frog) is the source of this 1860-nucleotide messenger RNA. RefSeq names its product unconventional myosin-XV-like. NCBI's taxonomy places the organism in Eukaryota, Metazoa, Chordata, Amphibia, Anura, Ranidae. The record is from RefSeq and is a predicted model, not a curated record. The transcript is spliced from 15 exons. The coding region runs from base 10 to 1563 and encodes 517 amino acids. Gene Ontology annotation, cellular component: myosin complex. Gene Ontology annotation, molecular function: cytoskeletal motor activity; ATP binding.
GCUGGUCACAUGCUGCUGUCAGUGAACCCCUUUAAGUCUCUGAACAUUUACAGCUUAGAAAUGGCUCAAAUUUAUCAAGACAUCAACAUUGUGGAGAGGCCCCCUCAUAUUUUUGCUGUGGCAGAGGAAGCAUUUAUACUCUCCCGGAACUCUGAACAUCCACCGAACAUCCUUCUCAGUGGACAUUCAGGUUCUGGUAAGACAGAGGCUGUCAAGCUAUUGUCCCAGUACCUUACUACUCCCCAGAGAAGACAAGGAGACAAGAUUUUACAGCUUCUGGAUUUUUUUAAGGUCUUGGAAAGUUUUGGACAUGCCAAAACUGUGUUGAAUAGAAAUUCCUCUCGAUUUGGGCAGAGUCUUCAGGUGUUUCUUCAAAGAGGUCUUAUGGUGGGCUGCUCAGUGUCUCACUAUCUACUGGAGAAGUCCCGUGUUGUGUUCCAGGCUCUGAGUGAGAGGGGAUUCCAUGUAUUUUAUGAACUUCUUCAGGGACUUCCUGAGAAUGAAAAGCAGUCAUUAUAUUUACAAGAGCCAGAGACAUAUUAUUAUCUUAAUCAGGGUCGAGCAUGUGAUCUUCCAGGAAAAAAUGACAAGAUCGACUUUGAAUUGCUUGGAAAAUGCCUCCGUGGUAUUGGCCUUACUGAUAGUCAGCUGACUUCCAUAUGGGCUAUUCUCAGCGCCAUUCUACAACUGGGCAACAUCUGCUUUACGUCUUUCCAAAGAGAUGCUUUUGGAUCAGCAGCUGGUUUUAGGAUAACUGAGAUCAGAAUUGUGGCAAGUCUUCUACAAAUUUCUCCUGAAGAACUUCAGAAAGCAAUUACACAGAGAGUUACCAUGACAUCUUAUGACCAGGUUCUUUCUCCUCUCACUGUGGAAGCCUCCAUUGAUAUUCGGGAUACAAUUGCACAGUCACUGUAUGCUCUUCUCUUUGACUGGCUUCUGGAGAAGGGAAAUGAUUGGCUCAGACCCAAGGAAACUGACAGCUCUUUUGGUAUUAUUGACAUCUGUGGCUUUGAGAAUUUGGGAGUUAACAGUUUAGAGCAGCUGUGCAGGAACUUUGCCAAUGAUCAGAUCCAGUGUCACAGCAUGGAGAGACUUAUGUCUCAGGAAAAGGCUGAAUAUGCCAAAGACGGCUUAUGCUGGAUCCCACUCUCCGAAGAGGGACAUCUUUCUUGUUUGGGACUUCUGACUGAUCGACCCCAUGGAAUUUUUCACAUUUUGGAGGAACAAACUGAGUUGCCACAGGCUACAGACCACACGUUCUUACAGAAGUGUCAUUAUCAUCACGGAGACAGUAACAUCUACAUCAAACCCAAAUUACCUCUACCAGUGUUCACAAUGCAACAUUACUCUGGACUUGUCACGUACCAGGUCCAUAACUUCUUGAGCAAAAACAAAGACAGACUUCCAACUGUUGCCAGAGAUGUCUUGGCUCAGAGUCGAUUGAGAGUAAUAAAGAUCUUUUGUUUCAUCAGUUCUGCUGUGUCUCAUGUUUCCAGUUCCUGUUUAUGCGAUAUUGUUAAAUUUCUCCCAUCCCUGUUUUCCAUCUGUCUGUUCUUUUUUUAAACUGCAGCAUUACUGAUUUCCCUAAAGUUCUCUUUGCAUGAAAGCAUGCUGCCAUUUGUGCACCACCAUGUCAUUUAGUGUACUACGUAUCUCUUGUUAUAUCUAUUUCUCCAGCUUCUCUCAGAUAUGUUCAAGAGAUCUCCUAAAAUAGAUCAGGCUCAGACAGGAAAGUCUAAAGGUAAAUGUCCAAGAUCUACACUAAUUGGGAGAUUUCAUCUGUGUCUACAGGACCUCAUUGGCCGACUUAAAAGGAGUCAUGUAUUGUUUGUUCGCUGCAUCACCCCCAAUUCAAAAAAG